ACCAAACGAAGCGACGACGACGACGACAUAAGUAACACAGUGGUCGGUUCAUUUACUUUAGUUUGCUAGUUCGCUGCACUAGGUGCAGCAGUGAAGCGAACGGAAAAGUGACACUGGACAAAAGCGCUACGCGUGAACUACGAGGUUCCGUGAGCUUACGGUCUUCUCCCUGCCUUCGACUCCACGCGUGGUCGACAACGUCACCGAGAGCUGUCAAGUGCGAGGAACAGUGCCUUCGACGGUCUGGCGAGCUCUUUUAGUCAUUUUGCUGAACUCUUAAAAGUAGACGCAAAACUACGAUGGCAACGGUGGCGUAGACUUCCCUCUGUUUUUUUUUUCUUCGAGGUUUCCACGAGCGUUUGAAACUGUAGAAGAAAAAAAAGUAUGGCUUCUUCGCUGCUGCUGGGUAGCCCGACGGACUAUGAACCGUACUCGUUCGGGCAGGGCGAGACCCUGACCCUCAACAGGAGCUGGGGUUCGCCGUCGACGAAUCCGGCUGACAGCGAGGUUGACGCCGAUGCCUCUUCCUCGGUGGCCGAGGACCGGCUCUACGAGGUGCCGGUAGAGGUGAUAGUGCUGCUGUCCGUCUGCUACGGCGCCAUCUCGCUGGUGGCAGUGGUGGGCAACACGUUCGUGCUCUGGAUCGUGGCCACAUCGCGCCGCAUGCGCACCGAGACCAACUACCUGAUCGCCAACCUGGCCAUCAGCGACAUCAUCAUCGGCCUCUUCUCCAUCCCGUUCCACUUCCAGGCUGCGCUGCUCCAGCGGUGGCUCCUGCCGCGCUUCAUGUGCGCGUUCUGCCCCUUCGUACAGGUGCUGUCGGUGAACGUGUCCAUCUUUACGCUGACGGCGAUCGCCGUGGACCGGUAUCGGGCGAUCACGAUACCGCUGAAGGCGCGCCUCAAUUCCCGCCUGACGGCACGCGUCCUCAUCGGCGUCAUCUGGGUGGCAUCAGCCAUGGCGGCGGCGCCGUACGCCUUCGCGCUGCGUGUCACCCUGGUCGAGGACGAACGAACGGGCGAGCGAACGCGCCCCUUCUGCCACAACGUGGCGCUGCCUCCCAGCGCCUGGCGCGUCUACAACAACGCGCUUGUCUGCUCGCAGUACUUCGCGCCCUUGCUGGUCAUCUGCUACGUGUACGAGCGCAUUCGCCGCCUGCUCAAGGACUCGACCAUCCCCGGAAACCCGGAGUCCGUGCGAGACGCCAUCGUCGUCAGGAACAAGAAGAAGGUUACCAAGAUGAUGUUCAUUGUGGUCGCCAUCUUCGCUCUGUGCUGGCUGCCAUACCAGACAUACAACAUCCUCACCGAGAUCUACCCGGAAAUUAACUCAUAUCGCUACAUCAAUGUCAUCUGGUUCUGCUGCCACUGGCUGGCCAUGAGCAACUCCUGCUACAAUCCAUUCAUCUACGCCAUCUACAGCGAGAAAUUCAACGCCGAGUUUCAGGCUCGCAUCCGCUGCUGCGCUCGACGGCAUCACGACGAGAUUGUCUACGGCCAUUCAUCCAUUAUGACGCAGCUUUCGGUGCGACUGCAGUCCUGAAACGUGCGAAAAAACACCGCGGUCGUUCUUGGAGGCCUGUGAUCUAGCCGCUCCGCCAAUGAAAAUGAGUUUCGAUGUCGCGUAUGUGCAGAGCAAUCGCAGGUGAUGAUAGGACCACAUGCCUCAGGAAUGCGGGACGUUGAUCAGGUCGGGUUCUGUCUUUAUGAAAAUCCUUGACGCAGCAGCAUUGUAACCUAACAUGUAAUCUUGAUGAGCAAGGACAAAAAUUUGCCCUGCAUUUUCUGUAGAAGCAAAACACUGUAAAAACUCGCCAAAGUUGCUCUAUGUGCGUGAGAAACUUGACCUGUUUACAUCAUGGCUUCUUUUUUUUCUGCGCACUGCUGCAAAUAACAACAUAACUGUAUUCUUCCACAAAAAAGAAGCGUUCUAUGGCGUAAUCUAAAAGGCAUGCUGUGCCAUGCCUGCCAAGAGGCGACGCUGCGUUUCCCGCAAUCAGUGAUGCAAAGCCUCGACCAAUUGUUAGCUUGACGAGUAGUUGGAGGACUCAUAAGAAUUCAGAUGCUUCCCCUAACGAUGCUCCUUGCUUAAUCAGGCUCGUUGAGAAAUGCACAACUAUCGCACGAUGACAGCAGCCUGUCGUUUAAUGGAGCAGUAACUGGAGAAACAGUACUUGGAUGCCGGCAUUUCAAGGCAGGCACUUGAGCACCAACACUCGUCACUGCCUUUUGCAGCGUCUACAAAAAUGUGCAAUGUUGCUGCAAGAGCGUAAACGACUCACUCGGGUUGCCGCCUUGACCGGAAAAGAAGUCAAUGCACAUAGACAGCUUCUGCAUAGGGCCAACAUGAUUACAGUGGUACGGAUUCCGGUUACACGAGUCUCCUUGGAUGCCGGAGUUACUGAUUUAAUAGAAUGCUUUAGCGUACCGAUGCACGUGCACUCCUGUAGGCGUUCGUAUUACCGUCGUGGAUCGUGAUAGUUGGUCGCAACAUUUGAUAAUUCUUUUCCCUGCGUGCAAUUAAAUGUGUCAGGACAGAUUACGUUUCAAGUUUGCGAGGCAUGUUGUGCCAUGCCUUCAGGGGUCCUGCUGCGUUGUCUGGAAUCAGUGGUGCAAAGCAUUGACAAACUGUUUGAAAGCAAGAAGCAAAAGUUCUUGCACACUGUCGAAUCACAUUUUAGGUGGGAACACUCCAGGCGUGAAGCCUGUGCUACGUUAGAAUUAUUGUACGUAACAAUGCUUGGGAAGUGCUGCGUGAACUGUUAUCCUUAAACGUACGAAGAAUUAAGGCGGGGGGGGGGGGGGGGGACUCCACUGCGUGAACUAAAAAAGAAAGAUAAGACAGCGUUCCGCAUCCCUGCAGGUCUCGUGGAGGUUGAAACUCACGUGUGCGGUUUCUCGAGGGGUGGUGAUGUGUCGAAGUGGCUCCAGAAUGUGCUCCAUUUUCCUCUAGUCAUAGAGGCGCCGGAUGGCACGCUGACGUCUUUGUCGCAUUGCCCGACCGCGGUGUUUUUCUAUUGUUUGUUUUUGCGAACAUUGCUCACAUCGUACUCUGCUCACAACAGCAGUUCAACAGCGGCAAAACUUGUGGGUGCUGAUGUCAGCCCGGCAGCCGAGGGAAACAUAUGUACCCUGCUUGUCUGACAUGUACUAUUUUUGUAAGCGUACGUAGGCUGUGUCGAGUGAUUGGUUGUGAGAGUGACGGAUGGCUUUAGCCAACUACGAUGAUUAAAAUUUUAUUGUCUGAUACAGUAAGUUCUUAAAAGAUAAUGUUUAAGAAGUAUAAAUCAAAGUUACAUUCUUUAUUGUCACUUCCAGUACCAACGUUACAGAGUUGGGAGGUUACUUGAUUGGUGUAUUCAGUAAGUUUUUUAAACAUUUAGAUACUUUUUCUAGAAGUCUACGUUCUGGUACCAGUCAUUCACAAGGCAUGAGUGUUAUCAGCAAUUAAAUGUAGAAAGCGCUUCAUAUCUUGUGGAACAUGGGGGGUGACACCCAGUAACUUAUUUAGUAGAUUCGGAAGCUAUUAAAUUUAUCGUUAUUAAGGAGUGAAUGGAAUGGAAGAAUGAAAGAAAGAAAAUUGAACUCGCCUGAAUAAUUCAUGUGAAUUAACUUCAAGGUCUGCUGUUGAGACAAAUGUCAAUGCUUUACGUCGUUCUACGUGCUGGCGCACAAACUAUCACUUACUGAAUGAAUACCAGCGCUCCAUUUUUCACAUAAGCAAAGUGGUGUUCUUACCAUCACCGUUCUUCAAGUGGCCUACUUACUGUCGCUAGUUGCCAGUUUGUGCAAUAAGUGAGACUCUACAUUGAAUAAAUAUAUACAGAAUACUCACUUUGAAGUUGAAAGAAACCAUACGAGCCACAUUCCAGUUUUCUAUACUUUCAUGUGUUUGCAUUGCUGCUUCCAAGUUAUUUCUGCAUAUAUCAUUAAAUUGUAGGAAAUAAUGCUUGCUGGUGGUGAAAAAUUCAGCACUUUAUUUGGGCUUUCUUGUGCUCUAUCACUUACGCUUCACACACAAAAAAAAGACGGAGAAACAGGUAACAUCGGGUCGUGCGUACAAGAUUAUGGAAGGUGUAAACAGGCAGUACAACAACAUUUCAUGUGACUGAAAAGCAAAUGGAAUAUCGCCCGAAUAGAUUGUGCGUAUUACUGUUCGAACAAAGAGAGAUAUAAUAUAGUCUGUGCUGCAUAUUUUAUAUACAGCUUGCUAUCUCUGGAAUCUGUGUUUAGUGACAUGCUUUAACAAUUGAAUUAAGUGAACUUGUAAAAGAAAAAAAAGUGUCAACUGAUGUCUUUAACACUUUGUCGUUCGUGACGUUCACGUCAGUGCUAACUCGCCAAGCUUUACUCUAUCCUUGUGAAGAAUGAGGCUGUUAUUUGUUUCAGGAUAUCGUUCACCCAUCAUUCACUGAUUCAUUCACUUACUGAUAUUGCCCGCCUACUCUCUAACUCAUUGAUUCAUUGCUCUCUCUACUGAUUCACUUAGUAGCACGCUUAGUCAUGCAUGCCAUCAAUUCAUCAUCUAGAUGUGAAAAAAAAUUACGAGGCCCCAGGUAGCACCCAUUGUUAUUCCCGCUAGUAAGCAUAAGCACUCAUAUUGCUGUGUAAAUAAGUCCCUGGUGUGAAACACUUUAGACCUACAAAAACUACAUUGCGCAGGCACUGUCAAAGUGUCCUAUUGAAUGUUAGUACCGCGCAUGCAGGAAUGCCUGCAUGUGAAUAUUUAAGCCUCUACAUUGUUAAAUUACGCGUUGUCAUCGUGAAACGUACUUUUUGUGACUGCACAAAAACCAACAAGCCCAACGCUUCGCGUUUAGAAUACGAGCUAAAGUGGACGUACUGGUUUAGUGCCAUAAAAAGCUAACGCUGACUGUGGAUCAUGACCUAAAAAUGAGCAGAAAGCUUGAGCUUGGUGUCUGAAACAAACUAAUAAUACAUAAAUAAAAUCGAUCAGACUAGCCCGCUAUAGGCCACAAACCAAACCAACCCGACCAAACCGCUAUAAGCAUUUCUUUCACUUAAGGCGCCGUAUUUAUUAUUUGCUCCAGUUUCAUAAAUGACUGAGUGAUUUAUGCGGUCUUGAAACGUCGUGAUGCGAUGAAGACACAAAGGCCAAUAAAUCUUAGCGCCUAAAAUCAGCACCCGGAAUUGGAAAACGUUUUACGUGACGGGUGAAACCUGAGCAACGUGUUUAUUUUGUGUAAUAUUUCGGGGAGCCCAAAGUUGAAAACUGCAAUGGCGCUGAGCCUUUGGUUGCCACUUAAGCCUACUGGAAAGGCUGCGAAACCUUCUGCAACAGCUGAAAAUGAACCGUACUUCGGAGAUUUGUUUACUGAAGCGUAUGAAGCCUUACUUGAGCAGGCGGCAUCGACACUUGUCGUUGGUAAUAUAGGAACGCGUACAAAAUAUCGAAAUUUCAGGGAGUCAUCCCAAACAUGGGGCAACCUGCGUGUUGCGUUACGCACGGAACACACCCCAACAGUGUCUAUAAGCACCUAAUAUUUCUUCAAGCUUCAAGGAGAUCUUAACACGCACAAUAUCAAGCUUGUUUUGCAGGACUACUGAAGACUGCUUAAAAUUUGCAGGAUGGGCUGAGAAAAUGCAAAACCUUUGUUCAAGUAGCACAUGUAUUCAUAACGGCUAAACGUUGGUGAUGACUUAACACCGUACAGAACAUGUCAGUGUUAUGAUUAAGCCCUGAUAGAAGCACGAAAUUAUUAUUGUCAUACGCAGAAAAAUACCUAAACCUGCUACACUGUCUGAGGGACCACGCUGAUGAUACGAUACGCCACAUGACUUUCCGCACAAGGCAGCCUGCAACACAGCAACUCAAGCGAGAACGUGGGCAGUCUUUUCCAGGUUGCGUCAUUCCGGUACGGGAAGUCGUAAACUUCCUGUUACUGCUUCCCUUGCAGUUGAUGCCAACUUGAUAGCAUUCUCUGAAAUGUGCCUGCGUAACACCUAUCUCACUGUUUCAUGAAUGAGAUUAUGCUCUUUUAAGUAGGACAUUUUUUGGUAUCAUCAAACAUUGUUAUCAUAAAAUGUUUGGUAUUUCAACCGUUAGCUGUUUGAGCUGAGCAGUUUUUUCAGAAGUGAUCGGAAGGUAACGCUCUCACAACUAUAAAGAUACAUGACAAAAGAUAAGAGGCCCUGCAGCGAUGGAAGUUUUCCAUGUGGUUACCAAUAAUAGCGUCUGAACUCACACACAUACACAAAUAAGAAUAGCAGCUCACAACUUCCAAAGAACGUCACACAAUUUGUGCUUAUUGUAUAGAUUAAGGAAACUUGUGCGCUGUUGGCAGUGGAAAAUAUGUGUAUUAAGCAAAUCAAGAAUGGAUCAUAGUGCAUAGUGUGAUUGCCUGCAGUUUCUGUAAAUAGGAGGAAAUCUGAUAUUUUUGACACUUGCUUGUGGAAUAUUCACUAGUGGAUUUCAAAAAUGUAUUAUACACUGCAAGCGUAUUUUUGUCUGUAUUGCGAUCUCUCACGCAGUAAAUAGCCUCACACUCUAUAUUAUUCAUGUAUCGAUGUGCGCACUACACUGCCUCAUGCAGUUUUAAGUGAUACUA
Dermacentor albipictus is the source of this 6568-nucleotide messenger RNA. Its product is annotated as neuromedin-K receptor-like. Gene Ontology annotation, molecular function: neuropeptide Y receptor activity. Gene Ontology annotation, biological process: G protein-coupled receptor signaling pathway. NCBI's taxonomy places the organism in Eukaryota, Metazoa, Arthropoda, Arachnida, Ixodida, Ixodidae. Gene Ontology annotation, cellular component: plasma membrane. The record is from RefSeq and is a predicted model, not a curated record.